Molecule: messenger RNA, 1480 nt
Organism: Drosophila sulfurigaster albostrigata
Lineage: Eukaryota; Metazoa; Arthropoda; Insecta; Diptera; Drosophilidae
Product: lysozyme
Exons: 4
Coding region: 187-630 (147 amino acids)
Source: RefSeq, a predicted model, not a curated record
UGCGCAGCUACGCGUGUUUAGUUGUAGUUGGGCAGUUGCUGGGGAAGCGCUUUAGGAUUAAAGUGGUCCAGGCAACCAAUCUAUAGAGUUUAGAAGCGAAAUUCCUAUUUAAAUUUUCGAUUAACAACAACAAUAACAACAACGUCCUUGCAUUCUGAGCACAUAUCCUUGGCAUCACAAAAACAAAUGGCUCUGCUGCAUCACAAGUUCAGCGCCAUUGUCCUGAGCCUCGUCCUGCUGCUGUCGCUGUCGCCAUCAGAGACGCAGUCAAAGCUCCUCACACGCUGCCAGCUGGCCAAGGAGCUGUUGCGUCACGACUUCCCGCGCAGCUAUCUCUCAAAUUGGGUUUGUCUCGUGGAAUCGGAGAGCGGCAGAAGCACAUCAAAGUCAAUGCAGCUGCCCAAUCAGAGCGUUAGCUACGGCCUCUUCCAGAUAAACAGUAAGAACUGGUGUCGCAAGGGACGUCGCGGUGGCAUAUGCAACAUCAAAUGCGAAGAGUUCCUCAACGAUGAGAUCUCCGAUGAUUCGCGUUGCGCAAUGCAGAUCUUCAAUCGCCAUGGAUUUCAAGCCUGGCCUGGCUGGAUGACCAAAUGUCGUGGUCGCACAUUACCGGAUGUUUCACGCUGCUAAGCUGCAAUUGCAGUUGAGAACUCGACGAAUUUAGUAUUUUAGCUGUUAGUUUUAAGUCUCGCUUCAUUUGCUUUCCAUUGCAUUUCAAUUCAAUUAUAUAAAACCUUAGGCGUAUGUCGUACUAUUUAUUUUAAGAUUAACUCUGUUCUAGGAAUUAGCAAAAAACCAGCGACCCUCUCUCCCCUCGACUGCAGCAGAUAAGGCGACUGAUAAGUCAAGUGGGAUCAGCCGCAGUCACUCAGGUAUAACAACGAGUGCUCAACUGUCAGCUUAUCACUGAAUCGCCAACAACAAACCACAACAAAAAAAAAAACAAUAAGUACAACACUUUAAAGCUCAAACAGUGUGUCAAUAAGCACAAUCAAUUCUCUCUCUCUCUCUACAAGUUUCGCUCUUGCUCUCCCUCUCUCUCUCUCUCUUGCUGUGUGUGCGAUACUUCCUAUUUGUUUUUGGGCAGCGCAGCGUAAGAAUACUUAAACAUUUUAAUAAUUUUUUAGUAGCUGAGUUGUGGCCCACAGCAUCGCACAUGUGGAGCGCCAGCAGCUCACAUUGAAAUCGCUCGCAAGCUCGAAUACAAAAGAAGAUACAGAUACAGAUACAGGUACACAUACAGAUACAGAUACAGAUACAUUUCGUACUCGUCUCGCUAAACGUGAAUAAACUAGUUAUUAUUGUUGUCGUUGUUGUUGUUGAUAUUAUUAUUAUUAUCAUUACUGCUGUUUUUGGCGUCGCUCGCGUGCAUUGUGUUCAGUUAAUUAACAAAAGGUAAACAUUGUAAUUACUUUUUAAUUAAGUCGAAAAGUUCAUAAAACAAUACAAUACCAAAAAAACAAAAAAAAAAAAAACGAAA